This is a messenger RNA of Aureococcus anophagefferens, 2759 nucleotides long. RefSeq lists its product as hypothetical. The transcript has 4 exons. The record is from RefSeq and is a predicted model, not a curated record. Gene Ontology annotation, cellular component: endoplasmic reticulum; membrane. The annotation marks the transcript as partial. Gene Ontology annotation, molecular function: glycosyltransferase activity. Lineage: Eukaryota; Pelagophyceae; Pelagomonadales; Pelagomonadaceae.
AUGAUCGUGUUGCGACGGCUCGCGCUGGCCGCGCUGGCGCUGGAGCGCGCGCAUGCCUUCGGCGACGUGCGCGAGCUGAACGACGAGACCUUCGACAGCGUCGUCGACGGGUCCGCGCACUUCGAGAGCGACGUCAUCCUCGCGCGCGUCGACACGGAGGAAUCGCCCAAGGUCGGCAAGCGCUUCGCCAUCGACGGCCACCCGAUCUUCCGCUGGUUCAAGAAGGGCGGCGUCGCCGACGACAAGUUCUACUUCGUGCACUACAGCGGCCGCAUGGCGAACACGUUCCUGAAGAUGAUCGGCGAGCGCACGGGCGGCGAGUACCCGAAGCUCGACAUCGAGGUGUCCAAGGUGCGCAAGAUCAAGUCCGACGACUUUGAGAGCGUCGUCCUCGACCCCGCGAGGCACACGCUCUGCGCCAUGUACACGCCCUGGACGGAGUCCAAGUUCGUCGUCGAGGCCCUCGACGGCGUCGCGAAGAUCGCGUCCAUGGCCGGCGCGAACGUCGACGUCGUCAAGAUGGGCAUCGACCGCGUCUACGAGCGCGACGUCGCCGACAAGUACGACUGCAAGGGCUACCCGUGCUACUUCCUCUUCAAGGCCGGCGCGCCGGCCGACGCGACGCCCGUGCGCUACGAGGGCGCCGACGACGAGGUCGAGCGCUUCGUCGAGUUCGUCAACAAGGAGACGGGGCUGGACCUCGAUCCCCUGGCGACGACGCGCAAGGUCGAGAUCGGCCGCGUCGCCAAGCUCGACGCGCUCCUCGGCGGCGACGACGCCGCGGCGACGCUCGAGGCCGCCGCCGCCUACCUCCCGGCGGACCAGGAGGCCUACGGCGCCUACUACGUCAAGGUCGCGAAGAAGCUGGCGGACGGCGAGGCGCCGUCGUACCUCGCGGACGAGAUCGCGCGCAUCGCCAAGCUCCUCAAGGACACGAGCCUGUCCUCGGCGAAGCGGAAGGACUUCUCCGCGCGCAAGAACAUCCUCAACGCCUUCGCCGAGCUGCGCAACUACUGCGAGUGCCGGUCCGCCGAGGUCGGCGUCGCCGGCGACGCGGCGCGCGCGGGCCUCGGCCCGGCGCUCUUCGCGCCCGGCAGCUGCCGCGUGUCGCGGCGCGCCAUGGUCGACUACGCCAAGGCGCCGGGCCGGCUCACGGUCGUCGUCAUGGCCUACCUGCCGGAGCAGAACGGGCGAUUGAACAAGCUCGUCUGCUCCUACGCGAGGAGCGAGAUGAUCCGGAAGGUGCUGCUGCUCUGGAACGGGCCCCACGACAACGUGCCGAACACGACCUGCGCCCGCGGCUGGCGGAGCCAGCAGGAGGGCUUCCACUACGCGUCGCUGACGUCGCCGAAGCGCGAGGGCCGGCGGGGUCCCGAGGCGGAGCUCGAGGUCGUCGUCGAGCGGAAGAACACGCUGCUCAACCGCUACCGCCACGGGCGGCGCUGCGCGACGGAGGCCGUGCUCCUCCAGGACGACGACAUCUUCCACCACCGCGAGACGCUCGAGGCCUUUAGCUGGAUGCACGCGGCGGCGCCGGCGCAGGUCCUCGGCACGUACCCGGAGCGCGACUGGCAGGUCAACGCGGAGACGGGUGAGUACGCCUACGUCUUCCACCCGCAGAAGACGAAGUCGAAGCAGUACAGCUUCCUGCUCGGGCAGACGUCCGUCGUCGGCCGCGACACGCUCAGCGACUUCCUCUCGGGCGCGCCGCGGCAGGCGCUCGCCUACAUCGUCUCCCACAAGCCGACCUGCGAGGACCUGACCUUGCACUACUUCAACAGCAACCGGAGCGGCCUGCCGCCCGUCGUCUUCAGCGACCUCAAGCCGGACCAGAUCAUGGGCGCGCGCGGCCACCAGAUGCACACGUCCGUGAGCCGCCGGGCCUGGAACAAGCGCCGCGAGCGCUGCCUCAACCGCCUCGCCGCCGACUUCUCGCGCAUGCCCCUCGUCAAGUCCGCGUGCCGCGUCCGCGGCAACAUCACGCGCGUGCUCCAGCGCGUCGCCGCGGGCGAGCGCGGCCUCUGGAAGCACACGAACGCCGCCGAGCGGGACCGCGACGCCCUCGACCCUCGCAUGGUCGUCGAGCUGGGCCCGGCGUUCGCCGCGUCGCUGCCGCCCGCGGCGACGAGCGCGGCGGCGUUCACGCGGCGCCUGAGCGACGGCGAGCGCGACGGCGAGGCUCCCAGCGAGGCGACGGUGGCGUGGUGCGCGGCGACGCUCGAGCGGGAGGGCGUCUGCGUGCUGGAGAACGUCGUGAGCGUUCCCCGCGCGGACGAGCUCCACGAGGCCUGGGCGGCGUCCUGGGCGGCGCUCGCGAAGAUCUACGAGCCGUGCGCGGCCAUGUACGACGGGCGCUACUCCGGCGUCGCGCCGCGCUUCGCGGAGCUCGCGCCGCGCGGGCCGCGGCGCGUGGCCAUGUCGACGUUCUCGUCGCCGGCGACGGUGGCCAACGGGGUGUUGGGCGCGGUCAUGCGGCGGUCCCUCGGCGACGACGCGACGUGCUUCGUCGAGAACACGAUCGUGUCGCUGCCCGGGUCGCGGGACCAGCGGAUCCACUGCGACGCCGGCCACCUCUUCGACCCCGCCGACGUCGGCGUGCUCCCCGCGCACCACCACAGCUGCUUCCUGGCCCUCGUCGACCAGACCGCGGCCACGGGCAACACGGCCUUCGCGCCGGGGACGCACCGGAGCGAGGCCGGCGGCCUCGAGUCGAAGCGGCCGGGGCGGCCGUUGCCGCCGGACGCCGCUUUCGUCGACGC